Andrographis paniculata is the source of this 1618-nucleotide messenger RNA. Its product is annotated as probable pectate lyase 18. The record is from RefSeq and is a predicted model, not a curated record. The coding region runs from base 73 to 1302 and encodes 409 amino acids. Lineage: Eukaryota; Viridiplantae; Streptophyta; Magnoliopsida; Lamiales; Acanthaceae. The transcript is spliced from 4 exons. Gene Ontology annotation, molecular function: pectate lyase activity.
AUAAAGCCCCACUCUCUUCACUCCACUUCAUCAUCAUUUCUGCUUCCUUCGCUGUUAAUUUGCUUUUCUGCCAUGGCUAUGGCAGCUUCGGUUUCUUCUGCCCUUUUCCUCCUUCUUCUUCUUCCUCUGCUACCUUCCCUCAUUGCCUCCUCCUUCCCCACUUUACAAGACCCUGAAUUGGUCGUCCAAGAAGUCCACAGAAAACUGAACGCGUCGAGGAGGAAAUUAGGGUUCCUGUCGUGCAACACCGGGAACCCAAUCGACGACUGCUGGCGGUGCGACGCCGCGUGGGAGAAGAACCGCCAGCGGCUGGCCGACUGCGCGAUCGGCUUCGGCAAGAACGCCGUCGGCGGGCGCGACGGGAAGAUCUACGUGGUGACGGACUCCGGCGACGACGACCCCGUGGAGCCGAAGCCCGGGACCCUCCGGCACGCGGUGAUCCAGGAGCAGCCCCUCUGGAUCAUCUUCGCCCGGGACAUGGUGAUCCAGCUGAAGGAGGAGCUGAUCAUGAACUCCUUCAAGACGAUCGACGGCCGCGGCGCCAGCGUUCACAUCGCCGGCGGGCCGUGCAUCACGAUCCAGUACGUGACGAACAUCAUCAUCCACGGCGUCCACAUCCACGACUGCAAGCAGGGCGGGAACGCCAUGGUCCGGGACUCGCCGCGGCACUACGGGUGGCGGACGGUCUCGGACGGCGACGGCGUGUCGAUCUUCGGCGGCAGCCACGUGUGGGUGGACCACUGCUCCUUCUCGAACUGCAAGGACGGGCUGGUCGACGCCAUCCACGGCUCCACGGCCAUCACCAUAUCCAACAACUACAUGACUCACCACGACAAGGUCAUGCUUUUAGGGCACAGCGAUUCCUACAGUCAGGACAAGGGGAUGCAGGUCACCAUCGCCUUCAACCACUUCGGAGAAGGCCUCGUCCAGAGGAUGCCCAGAUGUAGGCAUGGGUAUUUCCAUGUGGUGAACAAUGACUACACCCAUUGGGAGAUGUAUGCCAUUGGAGGAAGUGCUUCACCCACCAUCAACAGCCAGGGCAACAGAUUUCUUGCUCCAAAUAACAGGUUCAGCAAAGAGGUGACUAAGCACGAGGAUGCGCCGGAGAGCGAAUGGAAGAGUUGGAAUUGGAGAUCGGAAGGAGACCUUAUGUUGAACGGCGCUUAUUUCACGCCGUCCGGGGCCGGUGCGUCGUCGAGCUACGCCAAAGCGUCGAGCUUGGGAGCUCGACCGUCGACCCUAGUGAGCGCCAUAACCUCCGGCGCAGGCGCGCUAACUUGCCGGAAAGGGUCUCGGUGCUAACUAAGUAUAGGUGGAAAAUGAAGGAUGGACGGAUGCUCAAAAAUUAAUUAAAGGACUACAUAAUAUAAUUGGUCCAAUUGAGGAGCAUUAGGGUUUUUUAUUUUUCAAGAUAUCUUUGUGCUUAUUUUUCUUUAUAUAUGUUUUUUUUUUGGCUCACAAGAAUUUCAACUUUUGUUACUUUUUUGACUAAGUUGUCUGUGAAGAUGACAACCUCGUGGCCUGCUAAAUCUGAACCAUUAGGGAUUCUGUUAUUUUGGGACUUGUAAUUGGUUUAUGACAAUGCAAGUGCUGCAUGCAAUGUUUCUUUUGAAUUUUA